Messenger RNA from Ipomoea triloba (trilobed morning glory), 1473 nucleotides. RefSeq names its product ferredoxin--NADP reductase, leaf-type isozyme, chloroplastic. The transcript has 9 exons. Gene Ontology annotation, molecular function: oxidoreductase activity. Lineage: Eukaryota; Viridiplantae; Streptophyta; Magnoliopsida; Solanales; Convolvulaceae. The record is from RefSeq and is a predicted model, not a curated record. The coding region runs from base 193 to 1281 and encodes 362 amino acids.
GAGAAUCAUACAUUUACUUAGACCUCUUAUCCUCACACCUGCCACUGCCUUUGCCUCUCAAAUAUCCUCCACUCAAUCCUUAAUCCUUUCACUCCCCCUAAAACAUCCCACCCUCUCCCUCUUUUCCUCCCACUAUUCCCUUACCAUUUGAUCUCUUUACUAUACUGUUUUUCCUCUCCAUUUAUUACAGAAAUGGCUGCUGCAGUGAGUGCUGCAGUCUCUCUUCCUUCAUCAAAGUCUUCCUCUCUUGCUAGCAGAACCUCUAUCAUCUCCCCAGAAAAAGUCUGCUUCAACAAGGUGCCUUUGUACUAUAGAAAUGUGUCAUCUGGUGGGAAACUGGUGUCCAUUAGAGCUCAGGUAACUACUGAGGCUCCUGCCAAGGUUGAGAAGAUCUCCAAGAAACAGGAUGAGGGUAUAGUAACCAACAAGUUCAAGCCAAAAGAGCCUUACAUAGGGAGAUGCCUUCUUAACACCAAGAUCACUGGAGAUGAUGCCCCUGGUGAAACUUGGCACAUGGUCUUCAGUACUGAGGGGGAAGUCCCUUACAGAGAAGGACAAUCUAUUGGGGUUAUUGCUGAUGGAGUUGACGCGAAUGGGAAGCCUCACAAGUUGAGGUUGUACUCAAUUGCCAGCAGUGCCCUCGGUGACUUUGGAGACUCCAAGACUGUUUCUCUGUGUGUCAAAAGGCUUGUCUACACCAAUGACAAGGGUGAAAUCGUUAAAGGAGUUUGCUCGAACUUCUUAUGUGACUUGAAACCGGGAGCUGAAGUGAAGAUUACUGGACCUGUUGGGAAGGAGAUGCUCAUGCCCAAGGAUCCCAACGCCACUGUUGUAAUGCUUGCCACUGGAACUGGAAUAGCCCCUUUCCGCUCAUUCUUGUGGAAGAUGUUCUUCGAGAAGCACGAUGACUACAAGUUCAACGGCUUGGCGUGGCUUUUCUUGGGUGUUCCCACCAGCAGCUCUUUGCUCUACAAGGAGGAAUUCGAGAAGAUGCAGGAGAAGGCUCCCGAGAACUUCAGGCUGGACUUUGCGGUGAGCAGAGAGCAAACGAACGAGAAAGGCGAGAAAAUGUACAUCCAAACCCGAAUGGCGCAAUACGCGGAAGAGCUGUGGGAAUUGCUGAAGAAAGACAACACAUUUGUGUACAUGUGUGGACUUAAGGGCAUGGAGAAGGGAAUUGAUGACAUUAUGACCUCACUUGCUGCUAGAGAUGGCAUUGACUGGGCAGAAUACAAGAGAACACUGAAGAAGGCAGAGCAAUGGAACGUGGAAGUCUACUAAAUUUUUUGCUGUAAUGUACAAAUUUCCGGCCAUUGUCUUAUGUGCUUUUUCCUCUACUACAUCCAUGUAGAUAGAUCACAUAACAACUCUCCUUUGUAAUUUUGCAUUCCUAUAAAAUUUUCCUCUUCUCCAUCUAAUCUCCAUUCAUCAAAUAAUGUCUUCCCAGGCCUCUCAGGCAAGCGUUCACUUCAA